AACGCCCAAUUCCAACUCGUUUUCAACACUUUUCUUCUCCCGUACCGUCUCAUCAGGUCACGCUCACGAAAUAUCUGUCUUCUUUCCUUCUCUGGCUUAAAAAAAUGUCACUUUCACUACGCCUCGCAGAGAAUGAUUCCCUCCAGAAGGCCCAGGAAAACGGGUAUAAAGCGAUGCCCCCCGUCCCAAGGACUCCAAGGACUUUCUUUUCUUUUUCCUCCCCAAUUUCGCCCACCCACACACAUAGUCAUAAAUUUCGGCCUUAUUUCGAACAACAGAGAUCCUGAACAGUUAUCCAGCUAAGCUGUCACGACUCACAGCUCCUACCUAUAGGAACGCUAACAUCUCAUACCCUCACCAUUUCAUCGCUUUAAUUUUACAGAGAGAUAACAACGUCUUUGAAGCCGAUGGCGAGUGAAUUCGACUUUAUGAACCCGGCAGCAAACGAAUUCGCAAAUAUCAAGGAAGAAAACGCAGAUUCGAUGCGCAUUAAACUUGAGCCCGAGGAUGAUAUUCCUCUCCUCGCGCUCCCAUCUCCCCUCAUCAGUCCCUCGUCCUCUAGGGGAAUCUCUUCACCUGGCUUCGGUUCUGAAAUCAGGACCGAAGACGAGGUAUCGAGGCGCACUCGAGAACUGGCUUAUCAGUGUUAUAUGGCUUCUCUGGAGCAGAUGAAUAGCAGCAUCAAGCGCGAAGGCGAAGAAGACGUCUUCAACACCGACACCAACAUCGACACGGACGUGGAUUCCCUCUUCGGUUUUCCAUUGUCUCCUGCGCCAUCAUCACCAUGGCUUCGUCCCGAAGACGUAAAACAAGAGCCAGAGUCUGCUCCAGAAAGCCCAAUUUUCGAGGCGCCGCAGCCGACUUUUGCCUCGCCGGCCCCGGUAGCAUUCGAACCAAUUUUCGACUACGCAGAAAGCGUGCACGAACACGCACAACCCCACCUCCUCCGGCCGGAAGAAAUCGCCCUUCUCAACGCUGCCAUUGACUUCUACCCGGAGCAUCACUGGGGCCGGGAAUCGGCCGUGCAUGUGGACGAGCGGAUAUACGAGGCCCAACCAGAGACGACAACGGAAGUAACGGACCAUGCAAUCGUGGAGACGACAUAUGAAGCUGUGUUGACGCUAAGGCGGACCAGGAAGACCAAAUUUAAUCGACAAUCCCGCCGAACGUGGAUAAAUUGCCGCUUUAGAGACGCCAAUGGCAAUCAGCAGUACUAUCGCCGCGGAAGACGCGUACCGGUUACGCAGGAGAAUCCGACACCUUGGAAUCGACAAGGGUAAAUCCUAUAUCGCAUCAGUAUGCGAGGCGUUGGAAAAUGGAACUAGGGACGGAGUAUGGGCAUUUGGAACAGGAUACGUGGCGAGUCGCCAGGACUUGGAGCUCAGCACACAGCACGGCAUACAGCAUACAGCGAACUUGAUGGAGGGCGCACUAGAACGCAACUACAGCACAGCGGAGGAUACUUUAUAUUUUUUUGGGAGACGAUUGGGCGAGACAGCGGCGGAGAUAAACCAAGUGCAAUAGCGGUCAAUACCUUUGGCU
Molecule: messenger RNA, 1542 nt
Organism: Xylona heveae TC161
Lineage: Eukaryota; Fungi; Ascomycota; Xylonomycetes; Xylonales; Xylonaceae
Exons: 4
Coding region: 408-1280 (290 amino acids)
Source: RefSeq, a predicted model, not a curated record